This is a messenger RNA of Adineta ricciae, 3303 nucleotides long. NCBI's taxonomy places the organism in Eukaryota, Metazoa, Rotifera, Eurotatoria, Adinetida, Adinetidae. The record is from the annotation of a GenBank genome assembly.
AUGCCUCAACAGGAUCGUCUUCUUCUAGUUGUUUCAAUUCUCGAAGGUCGACACUUUCCAAAUCAAUCAUCAUGUCAAUUGACCGUCGAUGCUAAAUUCGAUGGCGAGAUUCUCAUCACUGAUCCUGUAGAAUUCUCCUCAACGCCGGAUAUCAAUCAGGAAUUAGCAUGGGAACUUGAUAAGAAAACCUUUCAGCAGCAUAAAUUACAACGAAGUGUGAUCAAAUGCAAUGCUUAUGUAACCGCAACAUCGGGGUCUCGGGAAAACAUUGGUUACUUUAUGAUUGACAUUCGACCGCUGACUACCACUCGAACGAUUCGUUGGUGUCGUUUAUUGCAAACAAAAUUUGGUAAAUUAAAGCCAGAGCUUAGUAUCUGUGCUUACAUUGAAGAUGAUCAAACAUCCAAGAGCGCAUCAACGGCAUCGAAAACGAGUAAAAUAGUAACGAAUACCAGUACGGGAUCAUCACGUUCCAAACAAUUUCAACCAGUUCUUCUUGUUGACAAAGGAUACUAUCAACUAGGUGCUGAUAUUCCUGCCGCAGAAAUCUUUUCCUUGUCGAUUACAACUUUCUCAGCUAAAAAUCUUAUUCACUUGAUUCCAUCGGAUACAAAUCUCAACAAACAAGACGAAUACUUUUUCUUCUACACCCUCUUCGGAAACGGUGUGCUGACACAAAAGUUUCAAGAUUUAGUUCAGCCAGACUUUCCUCCUGAACGCUCGAGCGUUCGCAUACGUUCAACGAUUCAAUCACUUCGAGCAUAUUUCGAGCGAUUCCAUUCCAUUGACUUUCGUCUAUGUUCAGGAGACAACAUCGUGGGUCAAACGCAAAUUCCUCUGCAUAAAGUUAUGAAACCAUUGCAACAAAGUGCCAGCAUGGAGAAAACUUUUGAUAUAUUAACAGAAGUUUUCUAUCUUCGUCUAAGUCCACCACCUGGUAUUGAAAUAAGCCUAGCGAACCUUGACGACGAAGAUUCACAGCCGACAGUUAAAAUUGAAGUUAAAUUAGUGCGUGAAACGUCUACUAAUGAACAAAAUAUCGAUAAUCCCAAGCAGAGUCGGAUGCGAUCGAACAGUAUGAAUAACCACAAUUCAAGUGCUACAACUAUAGAAAACGAAAAUAGAUCCAAUACUCAACCACGCAUACAACAACUAUCUAUAAACAACCAUGCAACAAACGAUGAUCGUCUUCCAUCACCUGUUUUCGAUCAUUCGAAUAACAAUCACCAUCUUACUCAUCAUUAUUGUCUAUCUAUAGAUCUGAAAUCUCUUCGUAAUCUACGUUUAUCCCAUUCUGCGUAUUUAUAUUGCCGCUAUGUGUAUCCAUUUCUGGGCACAUCAACACCGAUCUUGACCCAUCCACCUCUACACAUUCCUUAUACAUCAUCAGCGCCACCGAACGAACAUUUAUUGCCGCAUGGUCUAUGUAUAUUCAAUUUUGCGGUCAAUUCCGAACAGUUACAAACACACUUCCAUCGCGAACCGUUAACAAUCGAAGUUUACUGUCGAGACAACGAACGUAGCGAACGUAAAGAUCAGCUAUUUGGUAUUGUUCGACUUCAAUUAGAUCAUGUCUUACAAAUGGAAAAACAACGUUGUUCAUCAACGACGAAUGGAAUUCUCGGAUGGAGACAAACAUGGACUCAAGCAUUGCCACUGAUCGGAACAAAUACAGAAAAAUGCGGAGAAUUGUUAGCUACAGUAGUAAUAGAGGAUUUUGGUGCAUUGCAACUCAAUUCGACAACUACACCUCGGCCUCAAUCCGUGCCUCCGCAGCAACUUGGUCUUGAUCAUGUUUUUCAACGUCCGAAUGACGAUGCACAAUUGCAAGCAGCAUAUGAAUUACAAUUAUGGAAAGAGAGCAAAGAACUUGAAUUUGAAAAACAUUUACGUGAGGUUGAAGCAAAGAAACUGUACGAGUUGAUGGAAGCGUUCAAAGAAAAAGAUCGCGAACGAGAAUCGUUAUUACAAAAAAAGAUGAAGGAAUACGGAGAAUUGGAAAAGCAAAUGAAAAAAGCUUUAGCAGAUAUCGAAAAGCGUGAAAAACAAAUGAGCAUCAACGAACAAGAACUUCAACGCAUGCAAGUCGAUCUCAAACGCGAAUACGACAGUAAACACAUUGAAAUACGUGAAGCGUCCAAACGCUUACAAGAACAAUCCGAACAUACAAUUACUCUAGAAAAAAGCAAGAAUCAAGCACUCGAUGAUGAGAUCAUUCGUUUAAAACGUUCCGUAGCCGAGUGGGAGAAACGCUAUCGCGACAAAGAACAGGAACUUUUUACUUACAAAGAAAAGCAACGCAGCGCACCUGAAGUUAAACUUCAAGCUGAAAUCAAUAUGCUGAUGCUGGAAAAAAACGAACUGCAACGCAAAUUAGAUGCGUCGUUAGCAUCAGGCGAACGUUAUAAACAACAAUGGGUGAAAGCUUUGAAAGGAUAUCAACGUUUGAAACAACGAGAGGACGAUCUAUCGAAAGUUGCGCUACAAAAACAAAUGCAAGAGGUCGAACACAUGCGAUUACGAUACUUAGCUGCAGAAGAAAAUGAAAUUAUGAAAAAUGACCAUAAACAAUUAGAAGGCAUCAAAAACGAAUUGAAUAAAUUGAAAGAAGUCUCUUCAACACCGACAAUUCUUGGUCACGGUUUGCAAACAAUGUCAACACUCUCCGACGACACUGAACAAUACGAGCAGGUCGAUCAACAACUAGGCGUUUUAAUUGAACAUCGCGAUACUCUAUUGCAAACAGGUACUUAUACACAUAGUGAUGCCUUAAUUCAAGAACUCGAACGACGAANAGUUGAUAGUUUUGAUUUUCGAUCUAGUGCAAUGAAGUUAUUUCGUGUUAAAAAACAGUCUCGGACUAAGUCGGAAAAUGACCUUUCCAAACGAGAUAGCACUGAUCAAGACGAAAAUAAACCUCUUUCACCAACUCAUUCAUCACUCGCCAUCAAUCCCGUCGCCAACGAAAAUCAAGAGAGAAAUCUUCCGAAAACAUCCUCUCAUCACCAUCGUCACCACCAUCAAUCGAACGAUAAAGUUAAUAAUUCAAAUAGUGUUAUCUAUCGUGACACAUCUCGUCGUUACUCCAACACGAUCUUCUCAUCCAUACGUUGUGGAGGCGGAGUCGAAGGACAACAUCAAAGUCGAACAUCCAUCGCCGGUAUACCAUCGACAAGUAAAAGUUCUGAAAAACAACAAGCGCAACAUCUGAGCCGUUCUGCUGAUCGUCUCAACAGUAAAUCCAGUCGGCGAGAAUUACGUUAUGAAGAACAUAAUGACUAUAUUCCUCCGCCAUUACCACUU